This is a messenger RNA of Dermacentor silvarum, 1177 nucleotides long. RefSeq lists its product as uncharacterized. Gene Ontology annotation, molecular function: metalloendopeptidase activity. The transcript has 3 exons. Gene Ontology annotation, biological process: proteolysis. The coding region runs from base 2 to 1177 and encodes 391 amino acids. Lineage: Eukaryota; Metazoa; Arthropoda; Arachnida; Ixodida; Ixodidae. The record is from RefSeq and is a predicted model, not a curated record.
AAUGCCCGUGACGUCACCGUCCCGAGGAGGCAUGCAGAGUUGCGGAGGUGUCAGCCUGGGCGGCCAAAGCUGCCUCGCGGAGGAGAUCGGGUCCCCGUACACGCCGUCCAUUUCACCAGGCGCUGUCUCGCGGCCGCAGCGCCCUCUCCCGCGACAGCAACGCGCCAAUCACGUUGACGUGGACAGCGGACUCGGGGGCGAACCGCACGGGGUCACCGACCUCGUGGGCAAGAAAUCCAUGGCCAACACCACUCAGCCGACCACCACCGGAACGGGGCCCUCGGAUAUACCCUUUUCGGGGAAUGUGGAAGUGCCAAGCCAAGAGCACCCACUCGGGGAACAAAGCGCCCAACCGGCUCCCGUGGCACUGGCGACCAUGGCGUCGGCUUGCCUGAACAUAAGCCUGCUCACCCUGUUGUGGCGCCCUGCCGCGCCAGCGCACAGACGUCGCCGCAGCGUCUGCCUGACGCGGGCUUGCGUGGCUCUCAACGACAUGUUGGUGGCCGCGUUCAACGCCAGCGUCGACCCCUGCGACAACUUCUACGAGCACGUGUGCGGCGGCUGGAGGGAGUCGGCCUCCGUGUACGAGAAGCAUCUCAGCCUCUUUGUCGACAAGCAACCUGCCAAACCUGGCCCUUCUGGCGAGCGAAUCAAGAACCUUGUGGUGGACGUGAAACAGCUCUGUCAUGCCGAUGACUACGUGGACGACGAACGAGCGUUUGGGGACGUCCCGGCAGCCAAGCGUCCCAAGCAGGCGGCCUCGUUCACAGCCAUGGAGUGUGACUACGAAAGUGAAGAUGAAGAAGACGUGGACAACGAGGUCGACGACGGCGAUGACGAUUCGGCUGACCUGGAGAUUUUCAAUGCUGAGGAGGAUGACGACCGACUGUAUUACAAGGAGGAGGAAAAAUCAGACGAGGCGACUGCAAAGAGGAGCGCCAGGCGAGUCCAGUCGGCCAUCAGGCGCAAGGCCAAUGACGCCGAGGAUCUGAGCCUGGAAGAUUACGUGCCCGACUACUACAUUGACAGUCACAGAAAGAGGGACAGCUCCAGCCUUGCCAUUACAGUGACUCACUCGGCACGCUCCGUCGACAUCACCGAACUCUCUGGAGACAUCGUCAAGCUCGUCUUCAAGGGAAAGAAAUGUGAAAAUGCGGAACAUCCCGAGGUGUGCUAG